AUGAACCUUUGGCGUAAUUUUGUCUUUGAAAAAGUGGAGAUGCUUUUUCUUUGUGUUGAAAAUCUUUCUGUGGUGGGGACAAAAUCGACUUCAGCAAAAAGUGGUGUCCCACCUGCAAAUUACACCUGAUCUAAUUUUUUAGUUAUUCAUCAUCAUGUUUACAUUUGUUUGGUCAACUGGCCCCAAUUCCCUAAAAUGACUAUUUCUUGUCAUGGAAGUUCCGGCAAUGAAACUAUGGUCUCCGGAAAUAAAAAUGGUUGGUAAUUGUAGUCAAAGAUGAGGUUAGGUGUACAUGAAUGGUUUGAUGUUUGAGGUUCAUGGGUCAGAUGUAUGAAUCAUCAUGCUGACGUUCUUCGGUGGAUGGAGCAACUGUGGAGACAGACAGCGUAUAGUUUGCAUUACCUUUAGAGGUGCUGUGAGGUCAUGACCUGUGUCAUCCACUGCAUUUCAUGUUGCUGCAUUUAGAAUGGAGUUGUGUGACUGCAACAGAGAGCAUAUAAAUGCUUGAGACGGUCCUUCUUCUGUUAGAAGAGAGUCAGUCAGAAUAGACAUCUGUCUCAAAUCAAAUCCUGCUACUCGACACAAUGGUUAGAGAUCGGAUCUUCCUUCUAACCGUAACCUGCUCUGUCUUAAUGUUACUAGUUAGUUGCGAUGAUUUUCUAGAGAUCCGCUCGCCAGAAGAUAACAUGAAGGCUCAGGAAGAGAAAGAACUGAUUGAAGCUCUUCAAGAAGUUCUUGAAAAACUGAGAAACAAACACAUUCCUACUGCAGAGAAGAAGUUUGGUUGGGUUCCAUCGUGUGAUGCAGGUGAGCAGUGUGCGGUCCGGAAAGGCUCUCGCUUCGGGAAGUUGUGCAGCUGUCCAGGAGGAACAACCUGCAGUUUCUCAAUCCUCAAGUGUUUGUGAAAACAUGUCUCAUUCUGUCAUAAUCCAGCGGUUUAUUGUGCCCAUGUUAUUUGUCCAGCAGUUGUAACAUGUUUUAUUAAACAGACACAUAAAA
Messenger RNA from Megalobrama amblycephala (Wuchang bream), 999 nucleotides. RefSeq names its product cocaine- and amphetamine-regulated transcript 1 (gene cart1). Lineage: Eukaryota; Metazoa; Chordata; Actinopteri; Cypriniformes; Xenocyprididae. Gene Ontology annotation, molecular function: neuropeptide hormone activity. Gene Ontology annotation, biological process: cellular response to starvation; adult feeding behavior; G protein-coupled receptor signaling pathway. The transcript is spliced from 3 exons. The coding region runs from base 585 to 905 and encodes 106 amino acids. The record is from RefSeq and is a predicted model, not a curated record.